Molecule: messenger RNA, 1245 nt
Organism: Penaeus chinensis
Lineage: Eukaryota; Metazoa; Arthropoda; Malacostraca; Decapoda; Penaeidae
Product: RNA polymerase-associated protein LEO1-like
Biological process (GO): positive regulation of transcription elongation by RNA polymerase II; transcription elongation by RNA polymerase II
Cellular component (GO): Cdc73/Paf1 complex; nucleus
Molecular function (GO): RNA polymerase II C-terminal domain phosphoserine binding
Source: RefSeq, a predicted model, not a curated record
GGGGAGGGAAGAGAGAAUGAUGAAGACCUGGGUGCCGAGGACUUGUUUGGAGAUGCAGAUGACAUCAGUGAGGAUGAAGAGGAACGCAAGAAGGACAAAGACAGACGUUCUCGCUCCAGGUCAAGGUCACGCUCCAGGAUUCCUGGCUCAACAAGGCUUAUUGUACCAGAUGAUGAGGAGAAGGAAGAUGAAGGGCCUUCACUAGAGACGAGAAUUGAGGCUGAGAUCCCCAAAAUCAACACCAACCUUGGGCGUGACAUCCAUUUUGUCAAGCUGCCCAACUUCUUGUCAGUGGAGACAAGGCCAUUUGAUGAGGAGACGCUUGAUGAGGAGGGCAGCAGGCUCAAGCUUAAGGUGGAGAACACUAUCCGAUGGAGGACGGUCUUUGACAAGGAGGGCAAUGCAGUCAAGGAAAGCAAUGCCAAACUUGUCGGAUGGUCAGAUGGCUCCAUGUCCCUUCAUCUUGGAGCUGAGGAUUUCGAUGUAUACAAGCAGCCUCUGCAGGGCGACCACAACCACUUGUUCAUCCGUCAGGGCACUGGUCUGCAGGGCCAGGCUGUGUUCCGUACGAAGCUGACCUUCCGACCGCACUCCACUGAGACCUUCACUUAUCGUAAGCUCACACUGUCUCUGGCUGACCGGACGCAGAAGACUGUGGGUGCCAAAGUGCUGUCUACUGAGAGCAGUCACAUCGAGAGCUUAAGGAGAGAUGAGGACAGACUCAAGGCUUCCAUGAGGAGAGAGGACAAGCAGCGUCGAGUGAGGGAGAAAGCUUCGAGCCGAGGCCUGACGGCAAACUACCUGGAGCCUGAGCGUAUGAGGAACAAGUUCAAGAACAAGCAGAAUGACCGUGCCCCUAUCUACUCCUCAGAUGAGGAAGAGUCGGACACUGAAAUAGACAAAGCCAAGCGCCUCGAACGUGCCAAGCAUACCAUCAGAGACUCAGACGAGGAAUCAGGCAGUGGAAGCGAGAGUGGCAGUGAGAGUGGAAGUGACAAAACCCGCAGCAGGCAGAGCACACGCAAGAGCUCCAGCCGCAGCAGGAGCAGAAGCAGGAGCAGAGCAAGAGUGGGAGCCGAAGUGGGUGUGGCAGCAGGAGUAGGAGCCACAGCAGGAGUGGGAGCAAAAGCAAGAGCAGGAGCAAGAGUCGUAGUAAGAGCAGGAGUAAGAGCAGGAGCAAAUGCAGAAGUAGCAGUAAGAGCAAGAGCAGAAGUAGGAGCAGAAGUAGGGGCAGACAGCAGGUAG